ACACGAGACAGCGACGUGCUCUCCACCUGCCCGUUAGCACGCGACCCCACCACUCGAAACCCUAAUUUUCUCAGAGAAUAACCAAGAAAGAAAGAGAGAGUGUGUGAGUACAGUAGUAUAAAGAACAGAAAAAUGUUAGCUUCCCAAUUCACUGCAUGAUGAGCGUAUCAGAACAUAGGAAAAGAUGGAGGUUUUACAAUUAAAUGUUCCAGUAGUAACUUUUACUGAAUUUGAUAUUAGGUCCGUGAGGCUGAGGGUACAAUGAAUCCGUUGACUUUCAAACGGGUUGCCCUUUCAGAUCGAUACAACUCUUUGAGCUAGGUUCAAGACUUACUUCUUAUCAGGGGCGAUAGAUUUUAUUCUACUGAUAAAGUAAUCAAGAAAGUUAAAGGAGGCAAAGGUCAAUCAUCAAGAUCUGUGUUUCUUCAUUAAUUUCCAGCUGAAUUGAUCCAAAUUUCAGCCAUGGCUAAUCCGUGGUGGACAGGACAGGUUGGGUUAACGGGGUUUGAACCGGGGUCUCUGAUGAAAAAAAGUGAAAGAGAAUUAUUCAUCAAUGAACGAAGUGGAGGAAGUAGCAGCAGAGGCGAAGAAGAGAGAGACACAGGAGACGAGCCUAACGAGGGUGCUGUAGAGGUUGGUACUCGUAGACCUCGAGGCCGACCAGCUGGAUCGAAGAACAAGCCAAAGCCACCAAUAUUUGUCACCCGAGAUAGCCCAAACGCGCUGCGCAGCCACGUCAUGGAGGUGGCUGGUGGAGCAGAUGUGGCGAAAAGCAUAGCCCAAUUCUCUAGAAGGCACCAACGAGGCGUGUGUGUAUUGAGUGGAAGUGGAUCAGUAGCCAAUGUCACAAUCAAACAGCCGACUGAGCCAGGUGCCGCGGUGGCUCUCCCUGGAAGGUUUGAAAUUCUAUCACUAACCGGGGCUUUCCUCCCAGGCCCAGCGCCGCAAGGAGCCACUGGUUUGAAGGUGUACCUAAUAAUAACUAAUGAUUACAAGAUUCAUGUGAUUUAA
Molecule: messenger RNA, 1011 nt
Organism: Olea europaea var. sylvestris
Lineage: Eukaryota; Viridiplantae; Streptophyta; Magnoliopsida; Lamiales; Oleaceae
Product: AT-hook motif nuclear-localized protein 20-like
Exons: 3
Coding region: 463-1011 (182 amino acids)
Cellular component (GO): nucleus
Molecular function (GO): DNA-binding transcription factor activity; minor groove of adenine-thymine-rich DNA binding
Source: RefSeq, a predicted model, not a curated record